This is a messenger RNA of Stegodyphus dumicola, 1339 nucleotides long. RefSeq names its product proximal sequence element A Pbp49 (gene Pbp49). NCBI's taxonomy places the organism in Eukaryota, Metazoa, Arthropoda, Arachnida, Araneae, Eresidae. Gene Ontology annotation, molecular function: bent DNA binding; RNA polymerase III type 3 promoter sequence-specific DNA binding; RNA polymerase II cis-regulatory region sequence-specific DNA binding. The record is from RefSeq and is a predicted model, not a curated record. Gene Ontology annotation, biological process: snRNA transcription by RNA polymerase III; snRNA transcription by RNA polymerase II. Gene Ontology annotation, cellular component: snRNA-activating protein complex.
AUGCCUAUUCGAGAAGAAGCACUUCCUCAAUUAGACUUUGAAAUAGUAACAUUAGCAUGGAUAAAUUGUUCAUCACAUCAACUCAAAGCCUUUGUUGGAAAUCAUGUUGCAAAAAUUCAGACGUUAUCAGAGAACUUCGAGUGGAAACAUAUCCGUUCGGAAAAGAAUCCUGCUGAUUUGGUUUCUCAUGGAGUUGAGCCAGCUGUUGGUAAGAAAUUCAAGCCCUUAGAUGUGUUGGCAGCUUUGGAAUGUCCUUACCAGAAAAAUAUUGAACUGUGCUCAGAACUUGAAGUACCUGAAGGUGUUAAAUUGAAGACGCUAAUAAAACAGAAGAAAGAUCUGCAGAAGCGUAUUGAAGAUCCUCAGUAUAAAAAUUUUGUGUACGCUAAUUCAAAAUAUGUGAAUUUUCCGCUUCCAAAGGUUAGUGCUUAUAAGAAAGCAAAAUAUGAAGUGCCAUUUGAACCUGUAUCAGAGCCGGAAAUAAUUUUGUCUGUGCAAGUAUUUCGACCAGAAAAACAAAGCAACAAUUAUAUAAAAUCUGCGUUGCCUCGUUUUCCUGUAUUUCAGAUUGAUCAGGAGUUUUUGAUUCUUGGUUCGCAGUAUUUAACAGAAUUACGUGACAGAAUAGACUGUAUUUCUGAUAGAGUCAUUCCUGGUGAUUUUAGUGAGCACCCUGAUCUAGAACCCGAUGUCACAUGCAAAGAUUUAUAUAAGUCUGGCUUUUUUUACAUUGAUGGUGUGUUUUAUAAUGAUAUGCGAGAUUCAGAUUGCAGAGAUUACAGCGAAACAAUUAUGAAAUGGUCUCAGGACAAAAGAAGGGGUAUAGGACCUUUCCAAAAAGCAUUGAUGGAACAUUGUCAGUUCAUUGAUUUGAGUAUUCAACUUGGCUAUCCUUAUGUGUAUGUUCAUCAAGGAAACUGUGAGCAUAUAACUGUAUUCAAUGAUGUGCACAUGUUUUCGCAUCACUACUGUCAAAAUAGAAAUGAUUAUCCUCUUAUUGAUUUGAAACCAAAAAAACGUGUAUUAUGUAUGGCUUGUCGUAUUUAUACAGCAGGAUGGGUUGUUUAUGAAAACAAGCGGCUUCCUGAAAAUCCAUUUUUCUUCUGUAAACAAUGUUUCAAAAGUUUUAAUUAUGACGAAAGUAAUCGGAAAAUCGGGAAUUUCAGAGCAUAUCACUACGUCGAUAGAAGUGUUUUGGCAUAAACAUUUUUUCAUAGAUGUUUGUUGGAAUAAGAGUUUUUUUUUUUUUUUUUUUUUUUUUUUCAUUUGAAUUUUAACACAUACCUUUGUACAGUUAAUUAUGAUAAUUGUAUUUAUCAAUAAAUAAAUAUUUCCUGAG